Messenger RNA from Sabethes cyaneus, 693 nucleotides. Its product is annotated as zinc finger protein 391-like. Lineage: Eukaryota; Metazoa; Arthropoda; Insecta; Diptera; Culicidae. The transcript has a single exon. The record is from RefSeq and is a predicted model, not a curated record. The coding region runs from base 1 to 693 and encodes 230 amino acids.
AUGAACCAGAAUGUACAGCAGGAGGAAAAACGGCAUACCUGCAGCAUCUGUAACAAAGCAUUUUCCACCAAUACUCACCUGCUGAGACACAUCCGGUCUCAUACCGGGGAAAAGCCUUACAAAUGUGACCUGUGCGAGAAAGCAUACCGGCAGCUGACUCAUUUGAGCCAACACAAGCGCACACAUUCGACUGAAAGACCGUUCAAAUGCCAAAUAUGUGAAAAAAGUUUCGCGGUAAAGAAGUACCUAACCCGGCAUGAACGAUCACAUUUGGACAAACCGUCGGAUCGAUUCGCCUGCGACGUGUGCGGGAAAGCGUGUGGAUACCGGAAAAUGCUUGACUGUCAUAUGAAACUCCACCAGGGUGAAGAACCAUUUAAAUGCGAUAUCUGCGGCAAAAACUUGAGUACGAUUUCCAGGUUGAACAUACACCGUAGACUGCAUGCUGGGCAAAAUUUGUUUAAGUGUGACCUUUGUGGUAAAAUGAUAAGUAAAGCCAACCUAAAACUCCACGAGAAAAUGCACACGGGAGACGAACAGCACAAGUGUGCCAUUUGUAGCAAAGUAUUCUUACACAAAAAGAGCGUGCAAGACCAUAUGGCGAUCCACACCGGUGAACGGUCGAGUAUGUGCGACAUUUGUGGUCAGGAAUUUGCUUUGGAAUCGUACCUGCGAAGGGAAGGCACAGGAUGA